AUGCAAAUCUGGCAAAUGGAACCAUAUCCAUGUGGCGAUAAACGUCUUCCACAUCACGUUUUUCCACCAAAAAAAUUGACCACAACACAAUUGACACAAUUGGCUGGAGUUGUAUAUUAUAAGGUAACUUAAUUUUUUUUUUCGAAAAACUAGUUAAUUCUAGCUGUAUUUUAAUUUCAAUAAAACAUUGAAUAUACUUAAUUUUCAGGUUGAUUUGGAAGACACGGCAGCUAUGAAGAAGCGAUUAUCAGCUGUGAAAUCUGAAAGAAAUGUCAAUUUUUCGGAUGUUUUCACAGUCACCGACACAAUGGUCGAUUUCGAAGAUAAAAUGGAACAAUUCUACGAGCCACAAGAACACACUGAAGAUGUUAUUUCAUUGGUUGUUGAAGGAACAUGUUAUUAUGAUGUUGAACCAGUUGAUGAUCAAUGGAUUCGAGUUCAAUUGGAAAAAGGAGAUAUGAUUGUUAUUCCAAAAGGUCUUUCGCAUCGUUUCACAACAACUCCAUUGAACUUUGUCAAAAUGCAACGUUUCUUCUCGCGAAAAAAUGAGGUUCAAGGAUAA
Molecule: messenger RNA, 562 nt
Organism: Caenorhabditis angaria
Lineage: Eukaryota; Metazoa; Nematoda; Chromadorea; Rhabditida; Rhabditidae
Source: the annotation of a GenBank genome assembly